Caenorhabditis angaria is the source of this 2062-nucleotide messenger RNA. Lineage: Eukaryota; Metazoa; Nematoda; Chromadorea; Rhabditida; Rhabditidae. The record is from the annotation of a GenBank genome assembly.
AUGAAUAAUGACUCUACAACUGCUGUGAGCGAAGAGGAACGAUUGAGCGAGGAACGGCUGAAAUUAUGGGUAUUUUUGUCCAAGUUGCAAUUUUGGAUUAUUUUGGUCACUGUGAUUAUUUCUUUGGUUGUUAUAGCGAAAGUGAGAUUUAUUUUGGGAGGGGGGACUAGUUGGUUUUCUAGGCCACGAAUAAUCGUUCAAAAAUUCAAAAAUCUCCUAAAAUCCUAUGGGAUAAGCUGUAAAAAAGAUUUUUCGAACAAAAAGAAGAUUAAAAAAAUAUCAAGGGAAACUAGUGUAAAAUUCAAAAAAAAAGUUUCACGCGACGCUUGUGCGUUGCGGUCGCUUCCUAGUACAAAACUAUCUCUCGUUGUCUGCGUCUCUCUAGAAGGCCGGUGACUCUGAUUAAAAAAUAUUUAAAAAUUAACUUUGAGAACGUGGCUUCCAAGUUAGCCCAACUCUAAUUUUUUUGCAGACAAUAUUCAACUUGUUCCAACGAAAACGCUCCAACUAUUUUCUGUUUUUGUCGAGUAUUUGUUUGGCCAAUAUCAUUUCGUUGUGCAUCAUUUUAUUCGACAUUUUCAAUUUCAGUUUAAAAGGUGCAGUAAACAAGAUAGAUCUCUCUUUUUCCAGGCUGAAAAUUUCAGCAAAUAACAAAGUUUGUCUGGAAAGGAUCUACUUAUUUAAUAUUCAUUUCAUUUCGGUUCGCUCGAUUUUUGAACAGAGCAUUUUUGAGCUCACAAAGAGUAGAGAGUAUAAUUAGUUUUUUAAGUGGCUUCUUUUUUGAGGGGGGUUUCAAAUCGUUUUCUUCUUUAAAAAUAUUUUUUUUUCGAAAAUUGGCAAAAUUUCCUUUGGAACAUGGGUCUAGACUAUAAAAAAUAGCUUGAUCAGGGAAGUACGCAGCCAAUUUUAUUUUAUCACCGAUUCUAUAAAUAAGAACGAUUUUCUCAUUUAAAGCCAGCUCAAAAAUCACAAAACUAAUUAGACACUCAGUCAAGUACGCAGCCAAUUUCAAAAAAAAACAUCCGAUUUUUCAGGUGAACUCGUCUGUAAAUUAGAACUAUUUUUAUCAAAUUGCGCGGCAUGUUUCACAAAUUGGAUCUGGUUAUGCCUAUUCACCCAGCGAUUUUUCAUACUUUUCUACCCUAUGAAACGUAGUUCUUCGGGGUUUUUCGGUUUCAUGAGAUCUGCAAAAAAGUUGAUUUCAGCAACGGCGAUAUUUGCAUUGAUAACUCAGGUUAGUGUUUUUUUCGGCGUUGCUCAUGUUAACCUGAGCUUUUCAGAGCUGGUUCCUAGUAUUCAUCACAGAAAUAAUCGAAGAGGGAUAUAUCGGAAUGUGUGAUAAAAAUCCCGAAAUGUUAAGCGAUAUGGGUUAUCGAUUUUUGGCCAUUGGCGAAGCUUUGGUCACUUACGUUUUUCCGUUUUUGUUGACUAUUAUAAUGGAUUUUGCGGUGCUUUAUCAGGCGGCGAAUUCGAGUUUUGUUGUGAUGUCCGCUGAAAAUAUUCGGACUGAGAGGAGCACUUUGCUACAAGUUAAUGAGACUGUGAAGAUACAGAGCUCUGAAUCGAUAAAGGUUAGUUGUUAGGAGAAUUGUAUCUUAAGAGUUAGGGUACUCCUUAAAUAGUGAAACCUUGUCAUAACCUAAUUUUCAAUUAUCGUCAGUUAGAUACCCAGCCAAGAAUCUUAAAAUUUCUCAGGCCUCUUCUAGACGUCGCCACGUGGCGGUGCGCCGUUGUCUUCUAAUGGCCACAGUCCAAGUUCUCCUCAACGCUCCCUAUUACACCCUUCAACUCCUCGAUGAAGUAUACAAUUGGAGGUACCUCACCCCCCAGCACAAACCCAGAAAAAUAUUUUUUCAGAGAAGCUUCUGUGAUCUACCUAUACCUCGAUGCUGUGUUAUAUUUCAUCUACCUAACACAAUUCGCCAUGGUGUUUUUCUACACCAAUUUCCUGGUGGCUCCAAGGAGCAAGGGAAGUCGGAAGAUUCCUUUGAGUUAUACAACGAGUGUGAGCUCAGGAGUAAUUUCGCUGCUGAAUGGCAGCGCAGCUCAAUUCAGCAACUAA